Messenger RNA from Sclerotinia sclerotiorum 1980 UF-70, 1245 nucleotides. RefSeq lists its product as hypothetical. Gene Ontology annotation, molecular function: FAD binding. The record is from RefSeq and is a predicted model, not a curated record. The transcript is spliced from 2 exons. NCBI's taxonomy places the organism in Eukaryota, Fungi, Ascomycota, Leotiomycetes, Helotiales, Sclerotiniaceae. Bases 1 to 1245 code for a protein of 414 amino acids.
AUGUCUUCAAAUUUUAUCACACUUGCAAAAGGUCUGGAGGGAAAAGUCUUUGAGCCAGACAGUGAUGUUUAUGAUGCUUCUUUGAAGUCUUAUUUUACUCUUCAGGAGGCACAGCUUGAACCAUCCUUCAUCAUCGCCCCUAAAUCUGCUGAAGAUGUCGCUCAGAUUCUAAAAUCCUUGAGAGCCAUAAACUCCGAGAUCGAAAUUGCUACCAAAGUGGAGGUUAGAGGAGGCGGCCAUAGCCCCUUUGCAGGCAGCGCGAAUAUUGACAAUGGCAUUACAAUUGACCUGCGAAAUAUUAAUGCCGCUGAAGUGAACGAAAGUAAGGGUAUUGUUUCAGUCGGAGGGGGAGCGAUCUGGGGUCAAGUAUAUGAUAAGCUCGACGCAAUGGGGCUUUCUGUGGUUGGAGGCCAUGUUUAUGAUGUAGGAGUUGGAGGAUUCACUCUGGGAGAUGGUCAAAUCAUCAAUGCGAAUGCCAAUGCAAAUUCGGACCUCUGGACUGCACUCAAAGGAGGCAGCAAUAACUUUGGAAUUGUGACCCGGUUUGAUAUAAGAACUUUUCCGCAAGGUAAAAAAUGGGCUGGGCUCGUCGUAUAUCCAAUCUCCACCUUGGAUGAGAACUUCAAGGCAUUCGAAAGUAUGCAAAAUGAUUGGGAUCCAUAUGCUUCGAUGAAGUUGAGUAUAGCAUUUUCAUCUCAAACGAAGUUCACUAUUGCAUCAAAAUUCGAAUACACCAAAGAAGAUAGCGCGCCUGCUGUAUUCAAACCUUUCAUGGAUAUCAAGCCCCAGUACAGAAAUACAAUGAAGAUCUCGACCCUUGGCGAAACUGCCAGAGAUAUCCAGAAAAUGCAAGUCAAUGGAGUUCGUCAGAUCUUUGCUACUACAUCCUUUCAAUUUUCUGUUGCCAAUUUGCAGAACGCGUAUGUUCUCUUCGAAAAUGCAGCUAUAUCUGUGGAAGACGUCAAAGGUAUACAUUGGAACUUGACAUACUGGCGUCUCCAUGGCUCAAUUAUCGAUAAAUCAGCAGUAUCUGGAGGCAACUCAACAGGUCUUGAUACUUCGCAGGACUCUCUUGUUCUAUGCAUAUUGACCUACUCGUGGGAAGACACAUCUGACGAUGCACGCAUGGAUAGAACGGCCAAAAGAUUUAUCGAGCAAGUUGAUGAGUCCAGUAAGAGUGCGAGGUUGUUCAAUCGCUAUAAGUAUCUUAAUUACUCGGCGGGCUAUCAAAAUCCAAUCAGUUGA